AACCCCCACCGAGAUCAUAACGGCGUGCGUGACUCUUCAGCAAUUUCCUCUUUUCUGGAUUCUAGUUUCUACUACGGCAGUACACAGUACUGUACCCAAUUCUACGAUAACCCCAAGUUACUCUCGUCACUUGCUUUUGUCCAAUCCUAUUCCAACUGUCCUUCCCUCCCUCACAAAUUCAUAUAUUCUCCCCUCGAAUGGAAAGUAGAAGCAACUUUCAAUUUCAUAUAUUCUCUUCCUCUUUAAGUUCCCCUUUUCUUUAUAUACUUCUACUUCUCUCUUUCUCUUUCCAUGGAGGCUGAGGCUGUUUCUGUAUCAGUGUCAACAACUAUGGAGGGUUUUAACUUUAAUGGGCUUUUGAGGUUAACGGGUUGUGUCAAGAAUUACGAUUGGGGCCGGAACGGGAAGGAAUCUUGUGUGGCACGACUCUAUGGGCUCAAUACUGGGGGAAAAAUCGAUGAGAAUCAGCCCUAUGCUGAAUUUUGGAUGGGGACUCACGACUCUGGGCCGUCUUAUGUAGUGGAAGAAGGAAGAACAACAACUGAGAAUGGAUUUGCUAAUGGCGGAGAAAGAGAAAAGCUUACUUUACAAGAUUGGAUUGAAAAGAACCCUAGUGUUCUUGGUCAAACUGUUCUUCACAAGUGGGGUACCCACCUCCCUUUUCUCUUCAAGGUAUUAUCCGUUGCAAAAGCUUUGUCAAUACAAGCCCAUCCGGAUAAGGAUUUGGCUACUCUUCUGCAUAAGGAGCAGCCACUUGUUUACAAGGAUGACAAUCAUAAACCUGAGAUGGCUUUGGCGUUGACCGAAUUUGAGGCCUUGUGUGGCUUCACAAGUCUUGAGGAGCUUAAAGUGAUUGUUCAGACUGUGCCUGAGAUUAUUGAAGUGGUUGGUGAUACGCCUGCAAAGCGAGUAUUAGACUUGAACGAGGAUGAUGGAGAGGAGAAAGUUAAAUUAGUGCUCAGAAAAUUAUUUACGGAGAUGAUGUCAGCUAACAAAGAUGUGAUCACGGAAGUUCUUGCCAAGCUGAUUAGUCGUCUAAAUAUUAAAAAUAAGGCAAGGCGGCUGACGGACAAAGAACAACUGGUCCUAAGACUUGAGAAGCAGUAUCCAGCUGAUGUUGGUGUUUUAGCUGCAUUCUUGUUUAAUUAUGUGAAGCUCAAUCCUGGUGAAGCUUUAUAUUUAGGGGCAAAUGAACCUCAUGCAUAUGUAUAUGGUGAGUGUGUCGAAUGCAUGGCAACCUCAGACAAUGUGGUACGUGCUGGCCUAACUCCCAAACACCGGGAUGUUACAACUCUCUGUUCAAUGCUCACAUAUAGACAGUGUUACCCUGAAAUUCUGCAAGGUACGAAACUAAAUCCGUUCACGAUGAGAUACCUCCCUCCCUUUGAUGAAUUUGAGGUGGAUCGUUGCAUUCUUCCCCAACAAUCAACUGUUGUCUAUCCUUCUUCUCCUGGUCCGUCCAUUUUUGUGGUCAUGGGAGGAGAGGGAACAAUGACCACAUCAGCAGAAGAGACUGUUGCUGAAGGUGAUGUCCUAUUUGCACCUGCAAAUACCAAUAUUACCAUUGCAACCUCCUCUGGUUUGCACUUGUAUAGAGCAGGAGUAAACAGCAGAUUUUUUGAGGAAUGACAAUAAUAGCCACGUACGCUGGCUCAUAAAUAUAGUGAAUCUGUGUUAUAUUGGCUGGCUCCACUUUGUAAUAUUAGCAUGUGCAGGUAUAUAACCACUUUAUUAAUGUAUUGUUGUAAGCAAAAACUAUCAUUGGAAGGGUGGAAAUUUUGCUCUACUUUCUUUGUUU
Messenger RNA from Nicotiana tabacum (common tobacco), 1798 nucleotides. Its product is annotated as mannose-6-phosphate isomerase 1. Gene Ontology annotation, cellular component: cytosol. Gene Ontology annotation, biological process: GDP-mannose biosynthetic process; carbohydrate metabolic process. The record is from RefSeq and is a predicted model, not a curated record. NCBI's taxonomy places the organism in Eukaryota, Viridiplantae, Streptophyta, Magnoliopsida, Solanales, Solanaceae. Gene Ontology annotation, molecular function: zinc ion binding; mannose-6-phosphate isomerase activity.